CCUGACCAACCGACCAGCUGAACAGGCUGCGUACCUAUAUCGCUCUCUUUUGCUUCAACGAUACACUCUUCCUACGCUCUCUCCCGCGCUAUGGAACAGCAGUGGUCUAACUACAACGAAUCACCGGCCCCGAACCGCCAAUCACGGUACACUCCGCAACAAAUGACCACCCCCCAACACCCGCAGAGGGACCCAACCCUCCCCCAGCAAAACAAGCAAGACCCGUAUGCGACACCUUCAGUGCCAUCCAGAUCAGGAUCAAUGGCCCUCGCAUCCCCUGCUGGUUCGCAGAGUCGGGGACCCGAAUUUAACGAUGUUGACGGUGACGUACCCAUGGAAGACGCCGAUCCUUUCAACAAGCCCAAAUAUAGCGCAUCCCGCGCAAACCACCAACAUCGGCAUUCGCAGCAAUUAUUGCAGCAGGAAGAGAGCGCAGCUGCGCGAAGGUAUUCGCCCAUGAAUUUGUCGCCGACGUCACCAUACAGUGGAAGUACCCAACAAGGUGGGCAAAGCUACACAAGCUUCAAUCCCCAAACCCAGAGCAACAGGCAGAGCCCCUCCAAGAAUAACCCAUACAUGUCACCGCCAAAUAGUUAUUAUUCGCCUCCCGCUUCGCGACCCCACGCACCUCAGCUUCCCCCUCUCCAAUCGACUAUGAGCCCGGAGACUUUCUACCCGCAGAGCGCAACUGCACAGCUCAAUGCCGUUUAUAAUCGAGAGGCCAGAUCCCCUCGAGCCCCAAAUCCAAAUCCCCCUCAAUUGCCUUUAAUUGGGCGCGGAUUGGUGCCCAAAUUUGAGAAAUGCACCAACACUGCAGAUUUGGUGCCCAAGAUCAAUCUCCAGCCACCGUUCCGCCGUGCUGCCCCCGAUGGUGGAUUCAUAAGUCCGCUUCAAGCGCUAACGACACACUUGCCUUCCACGUACAGGAUAUGCAACCCGAGCUUCAAAUAUGAGUCCACUCGAAAUCCACGCCGAGUCCUUACAAAGCCAAGCAAGGGUGUCAAGAACGACGGGUACGACAACGAAGACAGCGAUUACAUCUUAUACGUGAACGACAUCUUGGGGUCUGAGGAGUCGGGACACAAGAACCGGUAUUUGAUUUUGGACGUUCUUGGUCAAGGUACCUUUGGACAGGUUGUCAAGUGUCAAAACUUGAAAACGCAAGAAGUCGUCGCUGUGAAGGUCAUCAAGAACAGGACUGCAUACUUCAACCAAAGUAUGAUGGAGGUUUCGGUUCUGGAUUUGUUGAACAAGCAAAUGGACAAGAACGACGAUCACCAUUUGUUAAGACUCAAGGAUACAUUCAUCCACAGGCAGCAUCUCUGCCUAGUGUUCGAGCUUCUUAGCGUGAACUUGUACGAACUUAUCAAGCAGAACCAGUUCCGAGGGCUGUCAACAACGUUAGUUCGAGUCUUUGCACAGCAGUUGAUCAAUGGGCUUGCACUGUUAGGCAAGGCAAAAUUGAUACAUUGCGAUCUCAAGCCUGAGAACAUUCUCCUCAAGAACUUAGAGAGUCCGAUUAUCAAGAUCAUCGAUUUUGGUUCAGCAUGUGACGAACGCCAGACCGUUUACACGUAUAUCCAAUCCAGAUUCUACCGGUCGCCCGAGGUCUUAUUGGGACUUCCUUAUUCUGCGGCAAUCGACAUGUGGUCACUAGGCUGCAUUGUUGUCGAAUUAUUCUUAGGACUACCCUUGUUCCCCGGUUCGUCCGAAUAUAACCAGGUUUCCAGAAUCACCGAAAUGCUCGGUCUUCCACCAUCGUGGAUGCUGGAAAUGGGAAAGCAGUCUGGAGAGUUUUUCAACAAGGAUGCUGAUGAAUACGGCCGACGGACCUACCGGUUGAAGAGCAUGGAACAGUACUCGCGUGAGCAUGGAACGAAGGAGCAACCGAGCAAGAAGUAUUUCUCCGCAACGACGCUGCCUGAUAUCAUCAAGAAUUAUCCCAUGCCGAGGAAGAACAUGAAACCGGCAGAGAUCGAACGAGAAAUGGCCAAUCGGACAUCCUUUAUCGAUUUUGCCCAAGGUCUGUUGAACCUGAAUCCGCUAGAACGAUGGACGCCCAGCCAAGCAAAGAUGCAUCCCUUUAUCACCCAACAAAAGUACACUGGUCCUUUCGUGCCCCCCAUGACCAUGCGCUCCGGUUCCAACAGAUCUCCUGCGCCCGGUGUACAAGAACAGCAGCGCUUCGAGGGAAUGAGCAAGCAGCGCGCACAAGCGCAACAACAAGCCGUUGCCCAGCAACAAGCACAGGUGCAAGCUCAGAAUGCUGCUUAUGCGAAUAUGCAAAUGAACCCAUAUGCAGCUUCUCAAGGUCAGCAUGCUCAAACGCCAAACAUGUACAACAACAUGUACAGUCCGAAUCACCAAGGUGCCCCUCCACCGUAUCCAGCACAGCCGGGCUACGGUCAGCAGAUGAACAUGAUGCAGCAACAACAAGGACGCCAAUACAAUCAACCUCAGAACCUGUAUGCUCAAGCUACUACCCGUGCAGGGCGACAGCGAGCAUCCACCAUGGAUCAACAACCAUCGGGUAUUCCCCCCGCAUUGCAGAGAGUAAUCAGUCACCUGGACCCGAACGCUCCGAUUCGAUUACAGCCUUCUCCUGCAUACUACCCCCCACCUCCUGACGGCGCGCCAGAGAGUGCAAAUGCAAGGCGGCGAGGAUCCAGGGCUGGCAACCAGCAAGGUAGAGGUCAGCGAGACUUCAUCAGGACCCUUGAAGAUCGAACGCUCGAGGAAGGGUUUAUGAACCAGUCCAACCAUUGGCAAUGAAGUGGUAGAUUCUUUUUUGGAUAAUCUUCCCCAUCAGCUGUCGGUGCUGAAAGCCAUCGCACCGACCGCUUCAACGGCUGACAUGCAACGGCCAAUCCCCAUCCCCCUUAUUCCGGCGUCAAUUACGGAUUGAUAGUUUCUUCCCGCAUGCGUACAAUGAAU
Molecule: messenger RNA, 2934 nt
Organism: Aaosphaeria arxii CBS 175.79
Lineage: Eukaryota; Fungi; Ascomycota; Dothideomycetes; Pleosporales
Product: kinase-like protein
Exons: 7
Coding region: 91-2772 (893 amino acids)
Biological process (GO): peptidyl-serine phosphorylation; peptidyl-threonine phosphorylation
Cellular component (GO): nucleus; cytoplasm
Molecular function (GO): ATP binding; protein tyrosine kinase activity; protein serine/threonine kinase activity
Source: RefSeq, a predicted model, not a curated record